Molecule: messenger RNA, 1749 nt
Organism: Rotaria socialis
Lineage: Eukaryota; Metazoa; Rotifera; Eurotatoria; Philodinida; Philodinidae
Source: the annotation of a GenBank genome assembly
AUGAAUUCAUCACCAAGUUCACAAUUGAAAGAAAAUGCACUUGAUGUUAUACGACUUUUUCGUGUACCAGAUUUACAAGCUAUACUUGAAUAUGCUCGUCUUUCACGUCAAGGCAAUAAACGUGAAUUGUUUGAACGCUGUAGAAUUGUUAUAUGCUCAAAAUUAACUCCACAAUUAAUCAAUAGAAUUAAUCAAAUAAAUUUAGCCCGAAUUAAUUCAACGCGGCCACUUCAUCCACUGCUAUCUUAUCCUGUCCAAUCUGGAGUACGUGACUAUCGCAAUCAAAAUCCAAUCGUUCAACCGCCGAAACCACCGGUUGACCAUUUGCCAGCACCAGAUCUUGUGCAGAAUACUGAUUUACCUUUUUUCGAAAGAAUACGUAAUAUUGAUUCCAUAAAUAUUCCGGUUGAUUGGAAUUCAUUUGCUCCUCUACACUUUAUCUUAAGUGAUUACGAAAUUAAUUUUAUACAUAAAGGUUUUGCUAAAGUCUUUCUUCGCAUUUUACCGACUAUUGUAUCCGAAAAACAAAAUGAUGUUUUACCACCUUAUCUAUUCGUUCAACUCAACGGUCAUACAGUGAUUAAUAAUAAUAUAGCGAAAACAUCUGGUUCACAAGCGCAUUCACUUUUAUUUCCUACGGAUAUAACCGAUAGAUUAAUUCUAAAAUCAAACGUACAGAAUACUCUAAGUUAUCUUUGGAUUCAACUACCAUCGAGUAUUACAUUGAGAAAUUUACCCAGAUCUUAUACAUUAAAAAUUCAACUUGUUCGUCAUGUACCGUUAAAUUUUCUAAUCGAUAAUACUCCAGAUCAUGAACCAACAUCACAACCCAACCAUCAUAAUGAUAGUGAUAUUGAAAUUGAAGAUGCAGGUCUUGUGGCAACAAAACAUCGUGUAUCAUUAAUUUGUCCAAUAACACAAGCGUUAAUUGUUGUACCAGCUAAAUCAUCACUUUGUUUACAUUUAACAUGUUUCGAUCUACGGUCAUUUCUUCAAAUGAAUGAACGACGUUUACAAUGGACGUGUCCUUUAUGCAAAAAACCGGCUUUAUAUCAAAAUCUACGUGUUGAUAAACGUUUACAAACUAUUAUUUCGAAUAUACCACCGAACUGUUCAACUGUUGAAAUUGAUUCAUCAUCGGAAAGUUUAUCUGAUUGCUAUUAUAUAUUGGACACUGUGAAACAAGAACGAUCUAAUAGUGCUCUUGAUAAUUCACCGCAUCAAAACGAUCACGAUGACGAAGAAUCAACGGAUAACAAUACUCUCAAUAAACCACGUCGUGAAUCAGUUACAAGCGACUGCGUUGUUCUUUCGUCCGGUAGUGAAAGUGAACUAGAAGAAAAUAAUGCUCAAAGUGUUACUUCAUCGCUUCCGGCUACUCCACCUACAAAUAAUUUGCUUAACCAAGAUGAUCUUAAUGAUGAAAGGUCACGAACUAAUAGUAAGAAUCGAUCAUCUACGAGUGAACAUUCAUUACAAUCUUUUCCGGGAUCAAAUAUUGAUGAUGACAGUUAUUGGCAUGAUUUAGCAAAAAUUACAAGAGAUUUUCCAUUAGAUAAUAAUCAAGAGAAUCUCAGUCGAAAACGAAGUAGCAGUUCAAUGUUAUCAUUUUUCUCCAACGACGAUGAUCGUCGUCAACGAAAACGUCCUCGACGAUCGCCUAGUAAUAAAUCGAAACCAGCUGACAUUGAAGUCAUAGUUCUUUCAUCAAGUGACAGCAGUGAUAAUGAUGAUGAUCAUUUAUCUUGA